CAAACUCUAAGCUCACGGUGGUACCAAACAACCCCCCUCUCCUUGCACGUACGAUCCGCAAAGAAGCGACCGCCACCGUCGUUCGUUCGAACCCGAAACCACCCGUACUGCUGCCUCGUGAUCGCCUCGUGGGUUCAGAUCCGAGAGCACCCGUCGACGUCGAGGAGUUCCUCCAGUUGGUUGGUGCGACCACCGAGUCGAGUACACCCCCUCUCGACCGAAGACAGCACGGGGAAGAAGAACAGAAGACUGGGUAUUUGUUCGACCUUCGACAACACUCUAGACAUGACAACGGCAGUGGUGUAUAUCCAACGAUGUAUUGUCGUACUCGCUAUUCUUCUCUGCUAUUUCCAUGUCCGAGGCGAAAGGGUGGACUGCGAGCUGUAUCCGUUCCAUCAAACCUGCAGAGGUACAAUGUCGAGGAAACGCGCGAUGUUCCCGACCAUAUACGGAUCAGGUUGCGACGGAAGUAAAGGAAACGUAAACUGCAUCAGGGAAUUCGAGGACAGACACCGUAUUCCUUAUAUUCCACUGUCGAAGUCGAGACUCUUGAUUACUCUCCUUGAUAACGAUCCGCCGAAGGACGCUACGUACAUGGGACGCCACAGACAAAGGAACAAUGAAAUGGAUGAACGAAGGCCACCCUUAAUGGAGAACUUUUUAUCAGAAUUGGAAUCUUCGGACAGCAACUAUUAAAUGGACUGAUCAGGAAAUAAAUAUUUGCUCGACUUGUGCGAACAUUUUUCAUUAAUCGAACUUUCUGAAAUGUGUGUUUUCUGCCCUCUUUCUAUACUGUUCACGUCGAAUAAAACUCCUCCCCUCGCCCCCUCGCUGUCUUUCUCUUUCCCCUUUCAAAACCUUUACCUUCCAUCCGGUUGUACCC
Messenger RNA from Dufourea novaeangliae, 883 nucleotides. RefSeq lists its product as uncharacterized. The record is from RefSeq and is a predicted model, not a curated record. Bases 286 to 696 code for a protein of 136 amino acids. Lineage: Eukaryota; Metazoa; Arthropoda; Insecta; Hymenoptera; Halictidae. The transcript is spliced from 4 exons.